Molecule: messenger RNA, 3434 nt
Organism: Cervus elaphus (red deer)
Lineage: Eukaryota; Metazoa; Chordata; Mammalia; Artiodactyla; Cervidae
Gene: TMEM255A
Product: transmembrane protein 255A
Exons: 10
Coding region: 192-1241 (349 amino acids)
Source: RefSeq, a predicted model, not a curated record
GGAGGGAGGGAGAAGAGGGGAAGGGAGGGGGAGGAGGCUCUUGGGCUGCAGCUUGCAACCGAGGCAGUCUCUUCUCAGCUCUCCGGAGGGACGGGGAGCGGCAGCCGCGGAGUAGGAUGCUCUGCGGGGCGCCCUGAGCCGGGGGCGCCUGAAGCAGCUUCGGGGGCCGGGGCCACAGGGCAGUUCUCACCAUGCAUCAGUCCCUGACUCAGCAGCGGUCCAGCGACAUGUCCCUGCCGGAUUCCAUGGGAGCCUUCAAUCGGAGGAAACGAAACUCCAUCUACGUCACCGUGACUUUGCUCAUUGUGUCCGUGUUAAUUCUCACGGUGGGCCUCGCUGCAACCACCAGGACCCAGAAUGUGACUGUUGGAGGUUAUUACCCAGGAGUUAUUCUUGGCUUUGGAUCGUUCCUUGGAAUCAUCGGAUCAAACCUCGUGGAGAACAAACGGCAGAUGCUGGUGGCUUCUAUCGUCUUUAUCAGCUUUGGUGUGAUUGCGGCCUUUUGCUGUGCCAUAGUUGAUGGGGUCUUUGCUGCCAGACAUAUUGAUCUGAAGCCCCUCUAUGCUAACCGGUGCCACUAUGUCCCCAAGACAUCUCAGAAGGAAGCUGAGGAGGUCAUAAGUUCCUCAACCAAAAAUUCUCCUUCCGCGAGGGUUAUGAGGAACCUUACGCAGGCAGCUCGAGAGGUGAACUGCCCUCACCUCAGCCGUGGAUUCUGCACACCUCGCAUCCGGGGCAACACCUGCUUCUGCUGUGACCUCUACAACUGCGGCAACCGGGUAGAGAUCACCGGUGGCUACUACGAGUACAUCGACGUCAGCAGCUGCCAGGAUAUCAUCCACCUCUACCACCUGCUCUGGUCUGCCACCAUCCUCAACAUCGUUGGCCUCUUCCUGGGCAUCAUCACUGCCGCUGUCCUGGGCGGCUUUAAGGACAUGAACCCAACUCUCCCAGCACUGAACUGUUCUGUUGAAAAUGCCCAUCCAACUGUUUCUUACUAUGCUCGUCCUCAAGUGGCAUCCUACAAUACCUACUACCAUAGCCCUCCUCACCUGCCGCCUUAUUCUGCUUAUGACUUUCAGCAUUCCAGCGUCUUUCCAUCCUCCCCUCCCUCUGGACUUUCUGACGAGCCCCAGUCUGCUUCGCCUUCGCCCAGCUACAUGUGGUCCUCGAGUGCUCCACCCCGUUACUCUCCACCCUACUAUCCACCUUUUGAGAAGCCACCCCCUUACAGCCCCUAAAGAGGAAUGCCCGCUGGCUGUUGAGAUUAUUGUGGCUUUUGUAUUUCUGCUUUAGUGGAAGUGUGUAGGGUACAAAAUUUAAAGUGUGACUCAUAAAGUUUGACAGUGGCCUGCCAGGCUAGGGAAAGAUAGGGAAGAAGUUUAUUUGUUAUUAGUGCAGAGGAGGGGUGGCCAGGCUGAGCCCAGCAGUUCUGAGCAGGACAGCGCGAGGCUGGGGAGCCAUCUCAGCAAGAAGCGUGUCUGGUCUGGGCCUGCAUUACUCUAUGGCCCCACCUCUGUAGGCCGCAGAAGCGUGGUUGCCAUCUGCUUCACUUGGUGUAAAAGGAGUGUUGUCCUCACCCUUGGCAGAUUGCCACUCUAGCACCUCAGUUGAAGCGCCUGGCUUAGAGGCCCUCUCUUUCCCUCCCACUAAAGUCAGUCCCUAAGGAAAAUUUCCCAGAAGACAGGGCUACACGGUAGUUCCAAUGCAGAGAGUUCUGGCUAAGAUUUUGUUUGCUUGUGUCUGAUGCUGAAAAAAGCUGGCCAUAUCCCUUACUCCUUUCUUCUCUGUAUUGUAAAAAUGGCUGUUGUGAUCAUUCAGCUCAGCUUUUGUGAUUGGUACCUCCCAAAGGGAAAAGUGCAAUAUUCCUUCGAGUAGUGGGGAACAGGAUUGAUUGUUCAAGAAGCACUGACAUACACAGAGCAGCAUGUGAGAUGUUUAAAGUAGAUCCCAGUUAUACAUCAGGUAACUUAGGAAAACAGCGGUUUACUACAUGUUGCAUUUGCUGUGGGAGAUAGAAAUCUUACAGUUAAAACUGAGUUUUAAAAAUGCUAGAUUAGGUUCUUGGGUCGUGUUAUCAACUGUUACUAAUCUUUGUGACUAUUUAAUCUUCAAAUAUUGUGCUUCAACCCCAGCAAACCGCACGUAUCCUGCACCCUACCCCAAAAGAAUCAUCUGUAUUUUAAUGCCACUGCUCUAAUUGGUCCUUUUUUCUGUUGAGACCAAUCGUGACAGUGUUCAAGAUUAUGGAAGUGUUACAAUGCCGCUUUAAGUCUGCAAAACCUCAAAUGUAGUCAACUUGACAAACUCUUAAGUGUUAUUGUAGAUUUAAAAUCCAUCUGGCACAUUGUGGUAGGUAUUUGUACAGUUCUUUUAAUUAUACAUAGCUUUAAACCUCAACCUGAUGAAUUUAACACUUUGGCACCCAUGCCUUCACUUCAGAAUGAACACUUUCAUUGCGAUCUUAUGUUAAUCUGAGAAUUGAUUUAAAGGAAGAUCGAUAAUCCUACACUUGUAAAAAAAAUACAGGGCUAUUGUAUUUUAGACAGAACAUAUACAGGAAAAUUUUCCAGCCAAUUUCGCUACCUCCCAACUUGAUGGAAUAGAGGUAGCAGGCAAAUGCUGGUGCUCCCAUCUACCUUGUAGACACCCAGCCAUCAAGAAUUCUCAAGGCACAACAAGUGCGCUCACUGUUCACAGUAAAUGUUUGCAAAACAUUCAGUUUAACUUUUGACAUCACAAAUGAUGUCUCAUCUGAAUUUCAAAUCUGAACAAUUAUCUUUUUGCGUUAUAUAACACUAUUAUUUUCUACUGUUCUGAGCAUAUUAAAAUUCUAUUGGAUUUCAAAAAGGGACUAAUAACCAAUUGACUUACUAUACAAAUAUCAACUUGUGAUACUCAAUGAAAUUUCUUGCUGUUUACACUUUACAUUUUGCUUUACUGAACGUGUAUGAGUAUUUAAUUUUUUAAAAGGCACCAUUACACAGUAUAUCCUACAUUUAUCACAUUUCUUAAAGUGUUAAGAUUCUAGGACUCAUUUCUAUGUAUUUUUCUUACUUUACAAAAUAACUUGAAACAGUAUAGAUUUUGUAACUUAAUUUUAGCAGCUUCUUUUUUUAUUACAUUGAAUUAUAAGAACUGCAUGUUACCUUAGAAAAGUUAAUAUUUGCUGCUUUACUCUUUUGCAAAAAACAUUUGCUGUAAUGAAGGAAUUUGUAUUUCCAAAAUGUACCUUGACUGCAUUUUGUAAUAUUUACCGCUUUAUUCCUAAUUCUGCUUUAAAGUAUUGAACUGGGCAUGAAAAAUUAAAAUAUUAAUCCAGAACCUGUGUAAACUGGAUGUUGCUUAAAAUCUGUAUCACUGCCAUGUUGGAAACCCAGACUGCUUUUGUGAUGUUUCAAAUUAAUAAAACUAUCCUCCUCCUUAUCAGCUUA